Molecule: messenger RNA, 3037 nt
Organism: Cynocephalus volans (Philippine flying lemur)
Lineage: Eukaryota; Metazoa; Chordata; Mammalia; Dermoptera; Cynocephalidae
Gene: PANX2
Product: pannexin 2
Exons: 3
Coding region: 73-2004 (643 amino acids)
Biological process (GO): cell-cell signaling; positive regulation of interleukin-1 production; monoatomic cation transport
Cellular component (GO): plasma membrane
Molecular function (GO): wide pore channel activity
Source: RefSeq, a predicted model, not a curated record
CGCGGGCCGGGCCCGGGCUGCAGCGGGGGCGGCGGCGGCGCGACCCCGGCGUCCCGUCCCCGGCGCCCGUCCAUGCACCGGCUCCUGGAGCACUCGGCGGACAUGGCGACGGCGCUGCUGGCGGGCGAGAAGCUGCGCGAGCUGAUCCUGCCGGGCGCGCAGGACGACAAGGCGGGCGCGCUGGCAGCGCUGCUGCUGCAGCUCAAGCUCGAGCUGCCCUUCGACCGCGUGGUCACCAUCGGCACCGUGCUCGUCCCCAUCCUGCUGGUCACCCUGGUCUUCACCAAGAACUUCGCAGAGGAACCCAUUUACUGUUACACCCCGCACAACUUCACACGCGACCAGGCGCUGUACGCCCGCGGCUACUGCUGGACGGAGCUGCGGGACGCGCUGCCCGGCGUGGACGCCAGCCUGUGGCCGUCGCUGUUCGAGCACAAGUUCCUGCCCUACGCGCUGCUGGCCUUCGCCGCCGUCAUGUACGUGCCCGCGCUGGGCUGGGAGUUCCUGGCGUCCACGCGCCUCACCUCGGAGCUCAGCUUCCUGCUGCAGGAGAUCGACAACUGCUACCACCGCGCGGCCGAGGGCCGGGCGCCCAAGAUCGAGAAGCAGAUCCAGUCCAAGGGCCCCGGCAUCACGGAGCGCGAGCGGCGCGAGAUCAUCGAGAACGCCGAGAAGGACAAGAGCCCCGAGCAGAACCUGUUCGAGAAGUACCUGGAGCGGCGCGGCCGCAGCAACUUCCUGGCCAAGCUGUACCUGGCGCGGCACGUGCUCAUCCUGCUGCUCAGCGCGCUGCCCAUCUCCUACCUGUGCACCUACUACGCCACGCAGACGCAGAACGAGUUCACGUGCGCGCUGGGCGCGGCGCCCGACGGCGCGGGCCGGGCCGUGCGCGUCCCCUGCAAGCUGCCGGCCGUGCAGCUGCAGCGCAUCGUGGCGGGCGUGGACAUCGUGCUGCUGUGCGUCAUGAACCUCGUCAUCCUGCUCAACCUCGUGCACCUCUUCAUCUUCCGCAAGAGCAACUUCGUCUUCGACAAGCUGCACAAGGUGGGCAUCAAGACGCGCCGGCAGUGGCGCCGCUCGCAGUUCUGCGACAUCAACAUCCUGGCCAUGUUCUGCGACGAGAACCGCGACCACAUCAAGUCGCUCAACCGGCUGGACUUCAUCACCAACGAGAGCGACCUCAUGUACGACAACGUGGUGCGCCAGCUGCUGGCGGCGCUGGCGCAGUCCAACCACGACGCCACGCCCACCGUGCGCGACUCGGGCGUGCAGACCGGGGACCCGAGCGCCAGCCCGGCCGAGCCGCCCGUGGUGAAGCGGCCGCGCAGGAAGAUCAAGUGGAUCCCCACGGCCAACGCGCUGCCGCCGCCCUUCCGGGAGCAGCCGGCGCCCGCGCGCGCCGACCCGGGCAAGGCCGACAAGCCCAAGCCUGCGCGCAGGAAGGCGGCCCCCGACGCGCUCGUCGCGCCGCUGCUGGACGCGGGCGCGCGCCACGCGGGCCCCGCCGCCGACAAGAAGCACGCGCGCCACUUCUCGCUGGACGUGCACCCCUACAUCCUGGGCUCCAGGAAGGCCAAGGCCGGGCCCCAGCCCGCCGCGCUGCCCGCCUCCCGCAGCCAGGACGGCGGCUUCCUGGCCCCGGCCGCGGCCGCCCCCGAAGAUACUCCUCUCCCAGAGAAGGAAAGCUUGUACCCGGCAGAGCCCACCCUGGCAGGGCUUCCUUCUGGGGGGCCGUUUCACGUCUGCUCGCCCCCUGCCGUCUCCGCCGUGGCCCCCCUGUCGCCAGCCAGCCUGGGCAAGGUGGACCCCCUCGCCAUCCUGAGCCGAAACGCCACUCACCCCCUGCUCCACAUCAACACGCUGUAUGAGGCCCGGGAGGAGGAGGAAGGGGGUCCCCGCGUGCCCCCGGACAUGGGCGACCUCAUCGCCAUACCCCCCCCACAGCAGAUCCUCAUUGCCACCUUCGACGAGCCGCGAACGGUUGUGAGUACUGUGGAGUUUUGAGGGAACGGGACUUCCCAGGCCGCCAAAAGCCGUGGUGCAUGACGUGGUGUGGCCCAGCCGGCGGCCUCCUGGCUGACCCCAGCGCCAUGCUACGCGGCCUCUGCUUUGCUCGGCCCUGCCCACAUCCCCCCAGCCUCCUGUCCCCAUGCCAAGGGGCUCGGCACCUCUACCACCCGUUCGACAGGGGAGCCCGGUCCCCAAUGGCAUCGUCCUGGCACUGAUGGGGGCUGGGUCAGGCAGGGGCCCCAGGAGAGCCAACCCCCACCCCCUGCAUCGGGCACUCGGCUAUGCCUGCUGGCCUGUGGAGGAAGAGUUUAUUUUUUUAUUCAAUUUUGUCCUGGGCAGGACAACCCAGCUCUCCCAGCCCAGAGCAAGGAGGAGGCUGGGGAUGGUGGCACCUGCUGGGACAGGCCAUGCCACUGGCCUUGUGCUCAGGGGUGCGCUCCCUGCAGGGACCUGAUGUCCUCAGGUGGGAGGGGAUGAGGUCGCCCUCAGGUCAGAGAUCAACAUGCACUUUCUCCUUGUAGCCUGACAUACAUUUUAUUUUACUAUGAUUACUGUGACUAACGACCAUAUUUAUCAUCAGGAGACUUUGGAUGAGUCUAAAACAAGAUAGUGUGUAAGUGUGUGUGAGCAGAGGUGGGCGUGAGCGUGGGCAAGAGGGUGCACGCAUGCGAGGGUGUGAGAGCAAACGUGAAUGUGCACGUGCCUGAGUGAGCAUGUGCAUGCGAGUGUGUGAGUGCAUGUGAGCACGAGUGCUCUGUGCCAGUGUCCAGGCAAGUAUGAGCACAGGCACAGGGCGAGUGAGCAUGUGUGAGCCCAGGCAUGGACACCAGUGUGCAAGCAAGGGAAGGAGUCUGACGCAAUAACCAUGUCCCCCACCCGGGCCCCAGCUGCAGGCCGAGAUCCCACACUGCUUCCGUGGGCGCCCAGGCCGUGUGCUGGACCCGCCCCUAUUACCUCAGCCCCGCGGCCACGUGAUGCAGUAUUAACAAGGUAGCACUGAGCAUAUCAAUAAAUAUUAUUCUGAUAA